CGCCGGGAGCCGUAGUCCGGCGGGAGGAGGCCCCGCGGUGGCUGCGCCAUGGCGGCCGGCGGGGCCCCGGCGGGCGGCGCGGGGCGCUCGAAGGUGGCUCCGAGCGUGGACUUCGACCACAGCUGCUCGGACAGCGUCGAGUACCUCACCCUCAACUUCGGGCCCUUCGAGACCGUGCACCGGUGGCGCCGCCUCCCGCCCUGCGACGAGUUCGUGGGGGCCCGGCGCAGCAAGCACACCGUGGUGGCCUACCGGGAUGCCAUCUACGUGUUCGGCGGGGACAACGGGAAGACGAUGCUGAACGACCUGCUGCGCUUCGACGUGAAGGACUGCUCGUGGUGCAGGGCUUUCACCACGGGGACGCCGCCGGCACCGCGCUACCACCACUCGGCCGUGGUCUAUGGGAGCAGCAUGUUCGUGUUCGGUGGUUACACUGGGGACAUUUAUUCCAACUCCAACCUGAAGAAUAAAAAUGAUCUCUUUGAGUAUAAGUUUGCAACUGGACAGUGGACAGAGUGGAAGACUGAAGGAAGGGUGCCCGUGGCCAGGUCCGCUCACGGCGCCACUGUGUACAGCGACAAGCUCUGGAUCUUCGCCGGCUACGACGGCAACGCUCGGUUAAAUGAUAUGUGGACAAUUGGCCUGCAGGACAAGGAGCUAACAUGCUGGGAGGAGAUUGAGCAGAGUGGUGAAAUUCCUCCUUCCUGCUGCAACUUCCCCGUGGCUGUUUGCAAGGACAAGAUGUUUGUUUUCUCUGGCCAGAGUGGAGCCAAGAUCACCAACAACCUCUUUCAGUUUGAGUUCAAGGAGAAGAUCUGGACGCGGAUCCCCACGGAGCACCUCCUGCGCGGCUCGCCGCCGCCGCCGCAGCGCCGCUACGGCCACACCAUGGUGGCCUUCGACCGGCACCUCUACGUCUUCGGGGGAGCUGCAGACAACACCCUGCCCAACGAGCUCCACUGCUAUGAUGUGGACUCUCAGACCUGGGAAGUCAUCCAGCCCAGCCCAGACAGCGAGCUACCCAGUGGGAGACUCUUCCACGCUGCAGCUGUGAUCUCGGACGCUAUGUACAUCUUUGGGGGCACAGUGGACAACAACAUUCGAAGUGGAGAGAUGUACAGGUUCCAGUUCUCUUGUUACCCAAAGUGCACUCUCCACGAAGAUUAUGGAAGGCUGUGGGAAAACAGACAGUUCAGUGACUUGGAGUUUGUCUUGGGAGAGAAGGAAGAGCGAGUCCGAGGGCACGCAGCCAUCGUCACAGCCCGCUGCAAGUGGCUGAGAAAGAAAAUCAUCCAGGCAAGGGAGAGGCUGAAACAGAAGUCCAAGCAGGACGUUGAGGAGGAGGGGCAGGCGCCGUGCCCGCGGGAGGGCGGCGGCGUGAGGCUGUGCCGCCUGCAGCCCCUGCUGGAGGUGCCCAUCCGGGAGGCCGAGGCACAGCCCUUCGAGGUGCUCAUGCAGUUCCUCUACACAGACAAAAUCAAAUACCCACGGAAAGGCCAUGUGCAGGAUGUGUUGCUCAUUAUGGAUGUCUACAAGCUGGCCUUGAACUUCAAGCUCUCUCGCCUGGAGCAGCUCUGCCUGCAGUACAUUGAGGCUUCAGUCGACCUGCAGAAUGUGCUCAUUGUGUGUGAAAAUGCUAACAAGCUUCAGCUGGAUCAGCUAAAGGAGCACUGCCUGAACUUCGUGGUGAAGGAGACCCAUUUUAAUCAGGUGAUAAUGAUGAAGGAGUUUGAGCAUCUUUCUUCAUCCCUGAUAGUGGAGAUUGUGCGGAGGAAGCAGCAGCCCCCAGUGCGGACACACUCGGACCAGCCGCUGGACAUCGGAACCUCAUUAAUCCAGGACAUGAAGGCUUACCUGGAAGGAGCUGGGACUGAGUUCUGUGACAUCAUCCUGCUCUUGGACGGGCACCCACGGCCUGCCCACAAAGCCAUCCUGGCAGCGCGCUCCAGCUACUUCGAGGCCAUGUUCCGCUCCUUCAUGCCAGAGGAUGGGCAGGUGAACAUCUCCAUAGGGGAGAUGGUCCCCAGCAAGCAGGCCUUCGAGUCCAUGCUCAGAUACAUCUACUAUGGAGAGGUGAACAUGCCUCCUGAAGACUCCCUGUACCUCUUUGCUGCUCCCUACUACUAUGGCUUCUCCAACAACAGGCUGCAGGCCUACUGCAAGCAGAACCUGGAGAUGAAUGUCACAGUGGAGAAUGUGCUGCAGAUUCUGGAGGCAGCUGACAAGACCCAGGCCCUGGACAUGAAGAGGCACUGCCUGCACAUCAUCGUCCACCAGUUCACCAAGGUCUCCAAGUUGCCAAACCUCCGCUCCCUGAGUCAGCUGCUCCUCCUGGACAUCAUUGAGUCCUUAGCUAACCACAUCUCAGACAAGCAGUGCGCAGAGCUGGGCGCUGACAUAUGACCUGCCUGGGAACCCAAACUGCAGCCAUUGCUCACCAAAACCAGCACUUUACAGCUGAUGCCUUAGUGUUUGACCAUUCCACACUGAGCACACAGCAGAGCGAGGGUGGCCCAGAGGAGCCUGGGCAGCAGCCUUGCUCUGCCCUGCUCCGUCCCUUGGUGGGAGAAGGCUUUGGUCUCUGUUACACAAACACCAAACCGAAACUGUUACAGGGAUGAAUCUGUUCCAGCUGCUUGGGGGAGUCACACAGCUCAGGAUCUGGCCUG
This is a messenger RNA of Dryobates pubescens (Downy woodpecker), 2669 nucleotides long. RefSeq names its product leucine zipper like transcription regulator 1 (gene LZTR1). Bases 49 to 2403 code for a protein of 784 amino acids. Gene Ontology annotation, cellular component: Golgi apparatus. The transcript has 20 exons. Lineage: Eukaryota; Metazoa; Chordata; Aves; Piciformes; Picidae. Gene Ontology annotation, molecular function: protein binding. The record is from RefSeq and is a predicted model, not a curated record.